CGGAGUAAGCGACAGUUGGAAAGUUCAGAGGAAACUCAGAAUAUUGCAGAAGGCAGCCAUAUUAGCACAGCAGAAGCCAAUCUGCCAAGUGGAUCAUCUGAUGUCAGUAACCACGGAAACUUUAUGAAUGGGAGCCCCGGAGAUGGUGAACAACCCAGUAUUGUAACUGUCAGUUUAACCGACUUGGAACACAAUACAACAGCGGCCGUGAUCAAUGUCAUCACCAGUGAGGAAGAGCUCAGUGGUUCAGCUAAACAUCAUGACAAAGAACUGAAUCUGAACAAUAGUACAACAAGCCAUGGGAGCAAUCAGAUGUCAGUGUUUAGUGAUGAGGAUUUGCAAAGCGAUGGCCCUGUGGUCACCCACAACUUGGCCUCUGUCACUGAGACAGGAAAAAUAAAUGAAUCUGACUCAAGUUCUCGCAGUGAGACAGGAAGUAGCAGUGAAUCUGACUCAAGUUCCAGCAGUGAAACAGGAAGUAGCAGUGAAUCUGACUCAAGUUCCAGCAGUGAAACAGGAAAUAGCAGUGAAUCUGACCCAAGUUCUAGCAGUAAUACAGGAAACAGCAGUGAAUCUGACUCAAGUUCUAGCAGUAAUACAGGAAACAGAAGUGAAUCUGACUCAAGUUCUAGAAGUGAAAUAGAAAAUAGCAGUGAAUCUGACUCAAGUUCUAGCAGUGAAACAGGAAGUAGCAGUGAAUCUGACUCAAGUUCCAGCAGUGAAGCAGGAAUUAGCAGUGAAUCUGACUCAAGUUCCAGCAGUGAAACAGGAAGUAGCAGUGAAUCUGACUCAAGUUCCAGCAGUGAAACAGGAAGUAGCAGUGAAUCUGACUCAAGUUCUCACAGUGAGACAGGAAAUGACAGUGAAUCUGACUCAAGUUCUAGCAGCAAAACAGGAAAAAGCCGUGAAUCUGACUCCAGUUCUAGCAUGAGUGAAAGCUGUGAAUCUGAUAUAAGUUUGACUACUGAGACAGGCAAAAAGAUUGAGUCAGACGAAAGUGAUGACUCUUGUUCAGGCAGUGAGACGGACCAAAGCACAGCCGUAAGUUCUGACACCGAGGAGGGCACCAGCAGUGAAUCGAGUCGUCGCUCAACCAUUAGGAAAAAAGUCCCGGAAGCUUCUCUAAAGCCUUCUGUUGAGCCUGACACCCCAAGAAGAACAGCAGACAGCAGCAGUGACUCCUAUUCUGUCUCUAGCAGUGAAGAGGGGGAAAACAGUGACUCCGCACUCCAGUUUAAGAGUGCUUUGAGAAGCCCACACUUUGUUUGGGUCAGUGUGGGCAGUGAAGUCCAAAACAAUCCCAGCUCAGCGCUAACCUUAAGCAGCCAUGGAAACAGCAGUGAAGAUACUCAAAAGGUGGAUUCACGCUCCAGUGCUAGCGCUAGCAGUGAAUACAGUGCUAGCAGUGAAGACGCCUCUGGUGAUGGUGAUGAAGAGGAUCGUAACAGUGAUUCUGACUCGAGCUCGAGCAGUGAAGAAGACAGUAAAGGAAGCUUAAAAGACUCCAGUCCUAGCGCUGCUCCCGCUACCCAGGAGAAUAACGACAUCGGCGAAAACCGCGAUGCUAUCAGCGUGAUUCAGCUAAGCAGUGCGUUAACCUCUAGCUCCAGCAGUGAAGGCCAGCUCAGCGAGUCCACCUCGAACUCCAUCUCUUUGCCAAACCCCAGCGCGGAGUUCGCCGCUGGCUUUCUCAUUACCUUAAGCAGCGAGUCCAGCUCUAGCAGCGAGGAAAGCCAGGAUUCUGCCUCCAGUGCACCGAGUCCAAGUCCGCGCUCCAUGCCCGACUCCAGCAGCGAAGAGAGUAAAAGCAGCGAGCCGAGCCCCGUCAUCGCAAACACGGUGAGUCUGACCACCGAGCUCGGGUCCAGCUCCAGCAGCGCGGCUAGUUCAAGCGCGGAGUCUGGAAGCAAAGAGACAGACGGACACAAGCUCAGCUCCGGAACCGAAGCACGGCUAAGCAGCGAUCGCGAAUCUAGCCAUAGCAGUAGCACCAAAGAGGCUAACAGCAACAGUGACUCCGGUUCUCGUUCCGAGGACAGCCAAACCAGCGUCUCGUUUUCCAGUUCCACCAGUAAGGAAGUGAAGCACAAUGUGCCAAACUCCAGCUCUAGCUCUAGCGAUGGCGGUAAAGACACCCAGUCCGGCGGUGAGGGGGGCAAACAGAACAAGGAGGAACACGCUAGGGCUGUGUCCAGUUAUUCACUUGACACAGCCAGCGUCAGAACCUUUCUGAGACAGCUGAACCUGGAUAAGGUGUUAAAGCUAAAACCCUUCCUGCCUGUGCUAAUUACCCAGCGCAAACCUACAGGCCAUCGGAUGCUAACCAGCAGCAGCAGCAGUGAGAGCCUUAGCAGUAGCCAGAGUACGGACAACAGCGAGGAAAGCAAAAAAUGAGAUUAACAAAAAUAUCUGUGAGCUUGCUUGUCUCAUUCUUGUAGAUCAGUGUUAUCUAAGUGCACGAGCACGUUGGAGCCAAGCCUUGAAACUUUAAUGAAGGACAGUGAGUAAAUAGGGUGGAAAUGUUUAUGUAUUGAUUAUAAACCACAAAUACCUCUGUAACAAAAUUGCCCAACAGUAUAUAGCAUUUAAUGCUUGUAUUCAGUCCAGGUGCUGGGCUGUUUGUUUGUAACUGUGAAUAAGUAUGUUAUACCCAUUUCAAUUACUCUGUUCAUAGUGUUGUGUAAGUAUUAAAAUUGUGCACUUUGUUGAAUUUGUUACCUAUAAUUAAAAUGUAAUCAAGUUGAACACCUGACACAUGAUGGUAUUCUCAUGGUGUUUGGAAUGUGCAAUCUCUUAUAUGACAAUACCUCAAUACAAAAACCAACUGUGCAUUUUAAAUGUAGGCUACAGACAGUUCAAGUUUCAUUUCUGUGACAUAAUGCACACAUGUCCAAUGUAUAAUACAGAUAUAAAUAAACGGACUUUUGUUACUUUUUACCGUCAAUAUUUGUACCUGCACGAUAAUAUAUCUUGUUAAUUUUGUAUUAAUGGAGAUUAUUUGAAAGUAAUUGGUUGUAAGAAAUGGCUGCCUACCAACAUUAGGGUGUUUCAGUGAGCUUAUGAAUCCCAUCUGGGACUAAGGCUUGUAUUCAAACAACAUUUAUCAAUGACUGGCAAAUAAAUUCAAGAAUGACUCUCCAGUG
Molecule: messenger RNA, 3143 nt
Organism: Anguilla rostrata (American eel)
Lineage: Eukaryota; Metazoa; Chordata; Actinopteri; Anguilliformes; Anguillidae
Product: clumping factor A-like
Exons: 2
Coding region: 124-2394 (756 amino acids)
Source: RefSeq, a predicted model, not a curated record